GCAUUUAUUUAUUUAUUCCGGCUUCAGAAUAGAAUAAAGAGAAUAAAUUGCGCUUUGUCGGGAAAAUAGUGAAAAAAUAGAUGUUAAAGGAAGAAAACGUACAAAUAUUUGAUUACAAUUAAGUUCCUUUAAACACAGCUGAUCAAAAUGUCCUAUUAAAUCCAAAUCACAGGAAGAAUACGUUUGGAAUAUCAAUUUAAAUAACAUCUGGAAGGUUUUAACGUAAAUAAACCGAAAUUUUUCUUGCAAAAAGAUGGCAGAUUCUUUCAAUUUUCAUUGGUUAAAACACGCGCUGUUUUCGCAAAUAGAAACUUAACUUUUAGUGCUUAUCGUUUAAAUAAUUCAAAUAGACAAUGGACGAGGAGGAAUUAACGUUACCUGCGGAUACAUUACAAAUACUCAAUGAUUUUCUGCAAGAGAAGGCACAACGCGAACGCGAAGAGUUAGAUCGGAUAGAAAAUCAAGCCGGCACAGAAGCAAUGUUCGAGGAAGAUUGGCAAUUGAGUCAGUUUUGGUACAGCGAAUCAACGAAACAAGCGCUUGGAAAUGUAAUAAGAAAACUGCUGGCGGAACAGGAAAGUAAGGCAGACAAGCUGAGUUACCGCAUAGCACUACUCUCCUGCCCAUCACUAUACGGCACAGUAAAGCAAGUGCACGGAAAUGUGAAAAUCUUCGAGUUCGAUAAGCGCUUCUCAGUCUAUGGCGACGAUUUUGUGUUUUAUGAUUUUAACAGCGCAGACGAAAAUGGAUACUUGGAAGAAUAUAAGGACACAUUCGAUAUUAUUGUAGCCGACCCACCAUUUCUAUCUGAAGAAUGUAUUAUGAAAAUCUCUAAAAUCAUAAAAAAAUUGCAGAAAUCGAGUACAAAAAUAAUAUUUUGCUCGGGCGCCAUUGUAGAGCCAUGGCUCACACAAAGUUUACAGCUGAAAAAGUGUUCCUUCGAGCCAGCGCAUGAACGUAACUUGGGCAACGAGUUUGUUUCGUAUGCGAAUUUCGAACUUGACAAUUACGUGCAUACAUAAUUUAGAAAUAUAAGUAGUAUAAAAUAAGUUUAAUAAAAAUAAAUUUAAUUUAUUUAUACACUGA
This is a messenger RNA of Anastrepha ludens (Mexican fruit fly), 1086 nucleotides long. RefSeq names its product protein-lysine N-methyltransferase CG9154. The transcript has 4 exons. The record is from RefSeq and is a predicted model, not a curated record. Bases 354 to 1022 code for a protein of 222 amino acids. Gene Ontology annotation, biological process: methylation. Lineage: Eukaryota; Metazoa; Arthropoda; Insecta; Diptera; Tephritidae. Gene Ontology annotation, molecular function: nucleic acid binding; protein-lysine N-methyltransferase activity.